AUGUCGUCCAACACAAAGUAUACGCCUGCGCCUCAGCGCGAUUCUUUUGAAGAAUCUCAUGACUAUACCCAGCCUCCGCCCUCAUACCAGUACCAGACUGAGACUGGUGCUGCAGCUGGAGCGGCGCAUAAUGAUAUCCUGGGCGCUCCUAGAGAUUCAGAGGAUAAUCUGCCUGACGACUUCAAGUUUGGUGGAUCCGUCUCCGAAGCCCACAUUAGCAUCCGUAUGCAGUUUGUUCGCAAAGUCUAUGCCAUUUUGACUAUCCAACUGCUCGCCACCACAGUACUCAGCUCCAUUUCCUUCUUCAGCAAGGGCUACAAGAAUUGGAUUCAAAGCAACCAAUGGAUGAUGUGGAUUUCCCUCUUUGGCGCUAUUGGUUUCAUGUUUCUCACAUUCUGGAAACGCAAAUCCUACCCGACGAAUCUGCUCUUCCUCUCCGGAUUCACCGCACUUGAAGCAUACUCCAUUUCGGUCAUUGUGUCCUUUUUCGAGACACGGGUCGUGCUGCAAGCGCUUGUGCUCACGCUCGGAAUCUUUAUCGGCUUGACGCUCUUUGCAUGCCAGUCCAAGUACGACUUUACCUCGUGGAUGCCGUACCUUUUUGGCGGUCUGUGGGCGCUGAUUCUGUUCGGCUUCGUUGCUGCCUUCUUCCCCUACAACAGCACCGCCGAACUGGCAUACGGCGGACUCGCAGCCAUUUUAUUCAGCGGAUACAUUCUCGUAGACACGCAGCUCGUCAUGCGUCACUAUCACGUGGAAGAGGAAAUCGCCGCAAGCAUCUCGCUCUACCUGGACGUGAUCAACCUCUUCUUGGCCAUUCUGCGAAUCUUGAACAGCCAGCAGAAUAACUAA
Molecule: messenger RNA, 852 nt
Organism: Xylona heveae TC161
Lineage: Eukaryota; Fungi; Ascomycota; Xylonomycetes; Xylonales; Xylonaceae
Product: transmembrane bax inhibitor motif-containing protein-like protein 4
Exons: 4
Coding region: 1-852 (283 amino acids)
Cellular component (GO): membrane
Source: RefSeq, a predicted model, not a curated record